AUGAUGCCGUCUUUUGUAUUCAUAUUCCUAUUAGUUUCUUCUCAGCUGGCAACUGCCGCUGAAGAGUACAAAAGUCAAACGACUUAUCCAGAGAGUGCUCCAGCUGCAACAACUCCCCAACCACCGCCGCCACCGCCACCACCAAAACCUGCACCAUACGUCGAACAAUCAGCGCAGCCUCAACAGACUGCUCCACCUCCUCCGCCGGCUCCAUACCCUCAACAAGCUGUACCUGCACCCGCUCCACCACCAGCACCAUAUCCACAACAUGCAGUUCCGGCUCCCGCUCCCCCUCUAGCAUCAUAUCCGCAGAAUGCAGUUCCUGUUCCUGCUCCACCUCCUGCACCAUAUCCACAGCAUGCCGUGCCUGCACCUGCUCCACCUCCAGCUCCCUAUCCGCAACAUGCCGUCCCUGCUCCAGCACCAUACCAACAGCAACCUCCACCACCACCUCCACCACCACACUAUCCACCUCCACCACCACACUAUCCACCUCCACCGCCAGCGCCACAUUCAGCGUAUAUUGAUCAUUCUGCACCGCGACCAGCGUAUAUCGAGCACUCUGCCCCUCCACCACAACCUCAAUAUCCACAGCAACAACCGCCACAGUACCCACAACAGCGGCAACAACAUUCUUAUAAUGCAGGACCCAGAACAUAUCACGAGGAGCCUCAGCCAUAUCCAGCGAAAUUCGAAUACGUUGACUACCCAGCACCUACUACUCGCAGACCUUAUCCGUAUCCAAGUUUCGAAGUUUUGCCACAUCACGAAGAAUAUGAGCCACGAUCAACUCGUCGACCAACAACGACUGAAGAACCAACAACAACGUCUCGUAAACCACGUCCUGGAUGGAAAGGAGACACGGAGUAUAACUAUCCAGAAAGAAACCUUCCUCUUAAAGGAUGUUUUUAUAACAAUCAUGGUUAUGCAUGCUGUAACCUUAAGUUGCAAAACAAAAUGGAAGAGUUGGCAGAUGAACUGUUGAACAAUGGUACCUUCCAUAGAUGCAACGUUCAAAAAUUGGCGAACGACCUUCAGGAUAAAGUGGAAUCAGCAUUCAAAGAAGAUUUCGAGACUGUUGUUGGAUUAUCAGAUUUCGCGGAGCGUAUUCACUUCCGUGAACACUACGUUUGCAAAAUUGAAGUGAACGGAAGAUAUAUGCUCGCAUGGGCUACUCCUGACGAUAUUGGAACUAGAAGAAAGCGGGGUGCAAAUUCCACAUCAGAUGAUAUCCACGAAUACAAUUUCUAGUUUUUCCGUGUAUUUAUUUUUACUAAAGCUGAAAUAAUUUUUUUUUCAUAUUUAGUGAAUUUAAUAUAUUUUUGUGUGUUUGUGUUCAAAUUCCAGCUGGCAAAUGAAUUUAUUGAAAU
Molecule: messenger RNA, 1370 nt
Organism: Caenorhabditis elegans
Lineage: Eukaryota; Metazoa; Nematoda; Chromadorea; Rhabditida; Rhabditidae
Gene: grd-7
Product: Ground-like domain-containing protein
Exons: 6
Coding region: 1-1251 (416 amino acids)
Source: RefSeq, marked reviewed